Molecule: messenger RNA, 1008 nt
Organism: Rubroshorea leprosula
Lineage: Eukaryota; Viridiplantae; Streptophyta; Magnoliopsida; Malvales; Dipterocarpaceae
Source: the annotation of a GenBank genome assembly
GAACAGUUGAUUUUCCUACUGCCUAAGUAAUUCAAUCUCAAUGGCAUUUGGGGAAGAAAAUAGCUUGGAGAAGAGUACUGCAGUAGGGUCGAGUGUUGUAAAGAAGUUUGGCAUGAGUUCUUCUUCUUCAUUUUCAGCACCGUGUAGCUUGGAUUCUAAUCCUUUCCAAGUUUUGAACUAUCAGCCUGAGGAAGCUCAGUCUAUGAUAAAUUUCAAAGGGGGGUAUGACGGUAUGCAGGGGAAUGAAUCUUUGCUUAGUUUUGAACAUACUUUUCAAGGAAGUGGCAAUUACUCGAUGUGGGAGGGUAAUCCGCGCCUUGUGGAGGAUUUCAACUGCUUUGAAACAUCUAGCAGUUUCACUGCUGCCAAGGGAAGCCAUAGUGAUUGGUUAUACACUGAAGGAACAACAGUAUCUGAUAAUAUCCAAGAGUCAGCACUGCCAGAGACAAUUGGUGUUAAGCGUCCCCAUUUGGGAGAGAGUAUGCAAGGUUUGAAGAAGCAAUGCAGCAGUAGUAGUGGUGCGGCUAUUAAUAAGAAACAGAAACCAAAGUCAGGUCCAUCCAAGGAUCCCCAAAGUAUUGCAGCUAAGAAUCGAAGAGAGAGGAUCAACGAGCGGCUUAAGAUACUGCAGGAACUGGUGCCAAAUGGUUCCAAGGUUGAUCUGGUUACCAUGCUAGAGAAAGCCAUUAGCUAUGUCAAAUUUCUUCAGUUGCAAGUGAAGGUAUUGGCAACUGAUGAAUUCUGGCCUGUUCAAGGAGGGAAAGCACCUGACAUUUCCCAAGUAAAGGAAGCCAUUGAUGCCAUACUUUCAUCUCAGAGAGACAGCAUCUCAAGUUCAAAAUGAUCUGAUACACAUUAAGAAUAUGUAUAAUGCAAAAGCAAAAACUUUGUUUUGGAAAUUAGGGAUGCUGAAUGAAAUCAAAAUACAGAAGGGGAAAAGAGAAGGUUGAGUAGAUAACAAUUUUUUUUUCCCUGCUGUUUAUCUUGUAAUCAAAUUUCUGAUCUAAU